This is a messenger RNA of Hyla sarda, 3634 nucleotides long. RefSeq names its product unc-13 homolog D (gene UNC13D). NCBI's taxonomy places the organism in Eukaryota, Metazoa, Chordata, Amphibia, Anura, Hylidae. The coding region runs from base 307 to 3606 and encodes 1099 amino acids. The record is from RefSeq and is a predicted model, not a curated record. The transcript has 34 exons.
UGCUGCAUUGAGAAUAUUAUCUUCAUAAUGAUAAACUUGUGGUUUCCUCUUUGAAACUGUAGAAUGAUGAGAAGCACUAGAAGAGUGAGUACCGGACCUGCCAGAAAUUAGACAGUUGUGAGCACCAAGUAUGCGGCCAUCAUGGAGCGUUGUUGUUUGCACUUGUUCUGAGUGGUCCAGAAGACUCUAGUAGUCGAAUACACAGUUUAUUAUGAGUGACAGCUACACGGUGACAGCCGACUGAUUAUUUUGGCAGGACUGGGGCCAUUAAAAAAGUAGUUUCUGUACAACAUUUUAGGAUUACAUAUGGAUUCCCCAGAUAUCACUAGUGAUGAUUCACCACCGGAAAAUAAAGACUCACAGAUGGAGUCUUCUGGUCCUCACCGAUUCACAAGGAGAGAAGCCAGGUAUGGGAAAAGGGGCACAGUGCGUCCUUCACAGAAACAAUCAAUAAAGGAGACCAAUGACGAUGAAAAAAAAACGGUUUCUCCCUCUGUACAGCGCAAUCUAUUGUAUGGAGAAGCUUUGUAUACAGUCAUUCACAGAAUCGGAAUUUCAGAGCCAGACCAUAUAUCGGAUAAUGACCAGUUAUAUGAAUAUCUCCAAAUGGCCUUCAAUAUGGAUCCUGCGGAGCACAAGGCCAUACUUGAAAGUGUAAAAAGUCUGGAGCCCCCCAUUUUCUGUGUGAAAGUUACAGUGAAACAAGCUAAAGGAAUUCUUGGAAAGGAUGUUAGCGGUUUUAGUGAUCCCUACUGCAUGCUGGGAAUUGAGAGCUCCAGGGACAGUAGCCCCAAUUCUGACAAGAAGCAGAAGCAGAAAGCAGUGGUCAGGAAUACUCUACCUGAAGAUCAGACACAUAAGACGCAGGUUAAGGUCCAGACCUUAAAUCCUGUAUGGAACGAAACCUUUAUAAUGGAUGUGGAGGACAUGGAUAAUGCACGCUUUCAGAUGGAUAUGUGGGAUUCAGAUGAUGUGGAAUCUGUCAGGACAAAGCUUGGAGAGUUGACAGACCUGCAUGGAUUAAAGAGAAUAUUUAAAGAUGCUCGUAAGGACAAAGGUCAAGAUGACUUUCUAGGCAAUGUUGUUCUACGACUGCGGGAUCUGAAGUGUAGAGAAGAUCGCUGGUACCCUCUAGAACCUCGGACAGAGACAUAUCCAGACAGGGGGCAGUGUCACUUACAGUUUCUUCUUACACACAAAAAGAGAGCAACUAUGCUGAGCAGAAACCCCAGCUACAUAGUCCACCGACAGCUUCUUCAGCAGUUUGUUCGACAUGAGAUCACCUGUCACCAGGCCACUGGAACCACAUGGGAUGGGGAGAUCAGUCCACACGGUAUGACCAUUUUGUACCUACAUGCAACCCAGAAAGACUUGUCUGAAUUUCAUCAAGGCCUUGGACAGUGGCUGGCGUAUAGUAAAUUAUAUCAGAGUCUGGAAUUCAGCAGUAGCUGCUUGCUACAUCAUAUGACAAGUAUUGAAUACUUAUGGGUUCAAGGACGGCUCCAGGAUGAGCAGAAAAAUGAGUUGGCAGAAUCAUUUGACUCUUUACUGCAAUAUGGGUUGUCCCUUCUAGGAAGAUAUCGCAUUGUCUUUCCAUUGUCAGAAUCUAGGUCCAUGGAACGAAUGCAAGGUCUGCUCAGAGUUCUGAUACAGAUGUGUAAGACCAAGGCAUUCAGAGAGCUGUGCUCCUCGACUCCCAGCCUACAAGAUAAAGUGACCGAGGCCAUCAAGACUGGAACCCACGAGUGGUUUGAUCUGAAGAGACAGCAUCUACAACCAAUGAUACAGGGCUAUGAGGAAAAUUUGAAGUCUUUGAUAAGCCUGGUGGUCGAUGUAACUGUUGACCUGAAGAGUUGUCAGAAGAUGUUGAACAAGCAUUUUAUCAACACUAUUAAGGUGGAUGUUUUCAGCCUGACUUUCCAGGAACUUGAGGAGCUGGUCUCUGAGUAUUUGGACUGUCAACUUCCACCCUCUAACCACAGUUCUCGGCGUCAGCUCUCUGAACUCUUGUACCAACUGUAUCUCACUCUACGUGACCUUCAUAACCUCCAAAAUUUCCUUCCAACAAGGGACAGCUCUCUCCCACUGUCUAAUUUCCAUUGCAAGUUUGCUGACUGUUUACCUAGUUGGCUUCAGAAGGCAUAUUCAACUGCUCUUGAGCGAGUCCAAAGAGCUGUGCGAAUAGAUCUGCUGGUUCCGUUGUCAGAGUUGCAGAAACAUAGUGCUUCCACAGUGGAUCUGUCCACAUGCUUCACUCAGAUUGGACGCACAUGGCAGCAGCUGGCCUGGCCUGACCCUGAAGAGGCAUUUAUGAUUAUGGUGAAGUUUACUGAGGAUAUGUGCCGUAUUGCCCUUAUGUACUGCACAAUGAUUAAACAUAGAGCAGAGGAAUUAUCAGAUACCAGAGAUGCUGGACAGGCUGCAAACAAGUUGUGUUUAGUGGUGAAUAACAUUGAGCAGCUGCGGCUGGUGGUGCGCUCUCUACCUGAGAAACUGAAUUGGGCAUCACUAGAGGAACAAACGCAUGAGGUGAUAAGCACCGGGCAAUUUCAGCACACACUUCAUGACCAGCUGAAGAAUGCCGUGGCAUGCCUGGAUCGAGAGAUUCGAGGUGUGGUGCAGGCUCUUGCUCAAAAACUUGACUCUGGCAUUGCCAGACACCUCCACUCCAUAGCUGAUGCUAGUGAUUCCCAGGAUCCCAAUGAUAGCAUUGUACCAAUGAUGAAAUUUUUGGAAUCUGAGCUACAAUACAUGAACCAGAACCUAGUGCAGGAAAACUUUAACUGCCUUCUAUCUUUACUUUGGUCUCACAUACUCACAGUCAUCUCCAAUCUGUCCAGCCACAUCACCCCUUCUGUCCGAUACUACCAGAGGUUGCAUGCAGCACUAAAGAACCUGGAGUCAUGUUUCCAUGCAGAAGGUUGUGGACUGUCCCUAGAAAUCCUCCAUACUGCAACAUUUAUAACCCUGGAACAGGAUCUUGGUCUUUGUUCUUCCAGCACUCGGGAACUAAUAGGGCGGUACUAUCAGCAGAAGAUCCAGCAGCAGCAGGGUUCCACGGCAGAAAAGUAUGGAGCUGUUACAGUGAAAGUUAUCUAUCGACACUCAGAGCAGAAACUGCAUGUAGAGAUCCUCAAUGCAGUGAAUCUUCUUCCUUUGGAUUCCAAUGGCAGCAGUGACCCAUUUAUUCAGCUGACAUUGGAACCUAAACACAUAUUUCCAGCAGUAGAGCUGAGGUCUACAGAAACCAAGAAGAAUGAACUGAACCCUCUUUAUGAUGAGGCCUUUGACUUCCUGGUGACCCCGGAGCAGUGUGCAGUUCCAGGAGCCUGUCUUUUGCUGACGGUGUUUGACUAUGAUGCGAUUCUUUCUAAUGAGUUGGAGGGAGAGGCAUUUUUGUCUCUUGCAGAUGUUCCUGGGUUAAAAGAGGAGACAAGUGAUCCUGUAGCUAAUAUUCCUCAAACACGAGUAGCCCUCACCCAUCCAAAAGUAAAUGGGGAUCGUAUCUUACAACUCCUGGACUGUCGCCGUUCUGACAGGGAAGCUGCAAUGUUCGUCAAGCUCCGUAAGCAGAGAGCUCGCCAGUCUAAGGAGAGUGAGCGGUGACAUUGGUGCAGGACACUCAGUGCUUUUA